AUGUUGCGCUGCACAUGCAUCAUUGUACUCCUCCUCCUGCUUCUAUCGUUGCUGAGGAAUGUGUUGUUGUUCGACGAUGACGGAGAGUUUGGUGAGCCCCCGAAAUUUCGAUUUCUAACAGGCUCCACAUUGUCCAAUAUUACAUAUGAAGACAGUCUGUUUCUCAGUUCUGGAAACGUGACGCUCAUCAUGCCCACCGACGGCGACGCCGUGGAGACGAUACAACAAUGCCUGCGUGAUGACUCCACACUCGUGCGUUCACUCUGUGCACCAACCUAUGACGCCCCUUCCACAUCGCUCCUCACCGUUAAUGUGGUGGUGGUAAGGCUUGCCACGGUGAUGGCACCAGAAUGGGCGCAACAGGAAGGGAUGACUGCAGUUCGUGAGUCAGAUAUUGAGGUGACUGGGCGUUUGUGGAAUCAUUGGAGCAUUCGAGACACAUUAGCAACGCAACAAGUGACCGCCAAGGGUCCAGCGAUGUUUUGCCGUAUUGGGGACGUGCGGCUCGUCGCUCCUGCGCCACAAUGGAACGAAGAUACCUGUGCCACUUGCGCAGUGCGGGAGGAGUGGCUGUACGACACCGCUGUGAAGGCGGGGUUGACGGCCAGCGGAGAACAAACUCCGUACUUUGCCGUGAUAGCUGAAUCACUUGUGCCUGUGGUAGUGCCAAGGACGCAUAGUAAUGCGCGGGGAAGAGGAGGUGGGUUCCUCCAGCGCUUAAUCUCGCCGCUGCGCCACAAUAACGGCCGGGUAGCGGCUGUGCAAUGCACCAUAUUGACUAACAAAGCACAUUCCUCUUCAGCUGCUGCUGCCUCGGGGGCUAGUGGUGGCUUAUCACCUAAUGGCUGGCGUGGUGGAAACUCGUCUUGCAUGUCGGUUAACCACGUAGUCCUUGAUCGGGGCGCUCGUGUGGGAUUUGGUGCAAGUCCAGCAACUGGUGUGACAAGCCAGUUCCUAACGCUUUCCAUGCUGGGCUACGAUGCACGCGAUGCGAGGGUGCAGGAAUGGGAGGAGCCGCUAGAUGCCGUCUCUCCAUAUUGUGGCUUGUUUCACCGGCAGUUAUUUGAUAUGGCGGGUGGUUUUCUCUAUAAUUUGGAGGGGGAUGCAUUCAAUUCCAUGAAACCCGAUGCCCCCGGAUACAUGGGAUGGUCCAUGUCGCUCCGUAUAUCGCACAUGCAGCCCGAGGUGGAGUUUUGGAGCAGCACCGCACUCGCCGUUGCCUGGCGCUCUUUGGACUUGCGAUGCAGUAUCCUUCCAGUCCGAGAAGAAGGACAGAGACAACAGCAGCAGAAGAAGGAUAAAUACUGUCGAUUCAGUCCCAUGCGUGCGUCCUACGUGUUGAAUCCACAGCAGACGAGAAAGUGGGGAAAUCACUUAGCGGAACGGGCUCGUCGUCGGGUAAUGAGUUAUUCGUGGGAAGCAGCUCAGUACGGCACGCCUGCGCUGCAUGUGACGUCUAACACGACACAAAUACAAGGGGGAAAGCUGGUGCACAUCAGUGUCCAUAACCGAUACUGCAAUACUGGCUGCUCUGGUAUGAUGUUGGAGAUGCUACACUACGUCGCACCUCUGCAGUCCUGGGGUAUUCCCUUCUCCUUCGUCGGCCAUAAGUGUAGGUGGUGUAAGACGGCGCCGUUGCCCGUGCUUGAUGGGCUAUACAGGACUCAAUGGGUCACACGUAUAUGGAAGUCACGUGUGACGCAAUUCAACACCGUCUCGCUGUUCCACGACGGCCCGACCACAAAACUGGAGCGCUUUGGCAGGGUGCGGCAGCGGCCGGGGUACGCGGUUGGCCGCAUUAUCACGGAGAUGUCACGCAUCUCUGCAGUGGAGGUUGAGCGCAUCCACCGCCACCUUGACGAGGUGUGGGCGCCGUCUUCCUUCUUCAAGUCCAUUUAUGAGAGGUCGGGGGUGAAACACGGCAUGAUUCAUGUUAUUCCCGAGUCCAUCGAUGCCUUCACAUUUGAUCCAGCGCUCCAGGAACCCAUUGAUCACACGCUCCCAGCGGUGCUUGCAGCGGCGUUGGGGAAGGAGGGCAUUUGGAGCAACCGCCCACUCGACGACGACGCACAGCCGCAGCAGAGUGGUGCUAAGAAGCGGCGACAUCGUUUUUUAAGUGUCUUCAAGUGGGAGUUCCGCAAAGGCUGGGACGUCUUGCUCAAGGCUUACUGGGAGGCCUUCGGUUCUGGGAAGCCGCACCACGAUGAUGUGGUCUUGUACAUCAAAGUGAAUUUCCUGCUCAAGUUCUCGGAUGGUGUAAGCUUCUCCACCCUGCCGCGUUUUCUUGAGCAUUGGGUGCGCGACACGAUGCAGUUGCCCAUCACCCUUGCCGACUUCCCGCCCAUUGUCAUCAUUGGCGUUGAGGGCAUGUCGCAGGAUUUGUUGCUACGUCUCUACCGCUCCGUCGAUGCCUUUGUGCUGCCCACGCGCGCAGAGGGAUGGGGCGUGCCGGCGAUGGAGGCGAUGUCGAUGGCGCUGCCGGUGCUCACCACCAACUGGGGCGGCUCCACUGCCUUCGCAACACGUGAGAACUCCUUCCUUAUUCCAGUGGACGGCCUCGAAGAGCUGCCACCGCGCAGCGUGUACGGCUACGAGCCUGGCAAGAAGUACGCGAUGCCGAGCGUGGCAGGGACGGCGGCGUUGAUGCAGUACGUGUUGCAGCAUCCCGAGCACGCGCGUGAGGUGGGGCGUCGUGCGCGGCGGAGCGUAGAGGCGAAUUACACCGAGGAGGUGGUGGCGAGUCAGAUGGUGCGGCGGCUACGUGAGAUUGCACAGCCGCAGCGCCGGCAAUAA
Messenger RNA from Trypanosoma grayi, 2793 nucleotides. RefSeq names its product putative mannosyltransferase-like protein. The record is from RefSeq and is a predicted model, not a curated record. NCBI's taxonomy places the organism in Eukaryota, Euglenozoa, Kinetoplastea, Trypanosomatida, Trypanosomatidae. The coding region runs from base 1 to 2793 and encodes 930 amino acids. The transcript has a single exon.